Molecule: messenger RNA, 888 nt
Organism: Molossus molossus (Pallas's mastiff bat)
Lineage: Eukaryota; Metazoa; Chordata; Mammalia; Chiroptera; Molossidae
Gene: GTPBP8
Product: GTP binding protein 8 (putative)
Exons: 6
Coding region: 1-861 (286 amino acids)
Cellular component (GO): mitochondrion
Molecular function (GO): GTP binding
Source: RefSeq, a predicted model, not a curated record
AUGGCAGCUCCCGGGGUGCUACCUUGCAUGGGCAGGCUCUCUGAGAUGCCCGCAGCGCUGGGGCGCUUGAGCCGAGCUUACAGCAAGUCCCAGGCCUUCACGGAGGUGCUACAGCUGCCAAAAAGGCAAUUGACGAAGCUCGUGUUCCCAUUACAAGAACUCGAGCGGUAUCUCCUCCCAGACUCGAAACCCGACCUUCACCUAAACACCUUCGACCCCAGCCUGGACGACAUCGCGAGGGCGGAGAGCUUCUUUACGGCCUCCGCCCGGAACCGCGUCGAGUACCUCAGUUCGGCCGUGCGGCUCGACCACGCCCCGGACCUGCCCCGCCCCGAGGUGUGUUUUAUAGGCAGAAGCAAUGUUGGAAAAUCCUCUCUAAUAAAGGCUUUGUUUUCAUUGGCUCCAGAGGUUGAAGUCAGAGUCUCUAAAAAUCCGGGGCACACAAAGAAAAUGAAUUUUUUCAAAGUUGGAAAAUUUUUUACAUUGGUGGACAUGCCAGGUUAUGGCUAUAGAGCACCUGAAGAUUUUGUUGAUAUGGUAGAAACCUAUCUAAAAGAACGAAAGAAUUUGAUGAGAACAUUUUUGUUAGUUGAUAGUGUUGUUGGAAUUCAAAAAGCAGACGAUAUUGCCAUAGAAAUGUGUGAAGAGUUUGCAUUGCCUUAUGUGAUGGUAUUAACAAAAAUUGACAAAUCUUCCAAGGGACAUCUUUUAAAACAAGUGCUUCAGAUCCAGAAAUUUGUUGACACAAAAACACAAGGAUGUUUUCCUCAGUUGUUUCCUGUAAGUGCUGUGACCUACUCUGGAAUCCAUCUGUUGAGAUGCUUUAUAGCAUAUAUAACAGGAAAUCUUAAGACUAAUUAAUGGCAUCUACUUUAGCUGAAGAUUCAA